GUUCAUGGCCUAAGGGGCAGGCAUGACGCGGACGCAGAGAACCGAAGGAGUCUAGGUUCGCUUCAUGUAAAUCUGCGUGGGCCCUACUCCCAUAGCUUCUCCAUAAGCCCCGAGACAUGGGCGAACUCAAAUAUCUCUUGGCUUUCUCUAUUGAUUCAGCCCACUUACUGUCGGUUUAAUUUUCCUUUGAAAUCCUAGGUAAGUGCUUGCGAUGAAAUAUUUACUGAUUUAGGGGAAGAUCAUAACGAUUGAAAUCUGUUCUCUUUUAUGCAUCACUCCACCGCGUGACUGUGUGUGGCCUUCCUACCUACAGAAAGGACAAGGUGAUUCGGGUCUUCCUAUUUCAUCUCUUGGUAUAAUCGCAGCUUUCUUUGAUCAUCCUGAGGUUCUUCUUCUUCUUUUUUAAGUUAGUUAUUUCCAAAAAUAGAAAGAGUAUGAAGAGUUUGGGCAGAUGCGAUUGUUAGAUCUCGAGUCUUGAAUUCCGCAGAUUAUGCGUCCGCAUCUUACGAAUUCUGCUGGUGGACGAAGCUUCACUUGCCUUUCUAGAAUAGACUUGGAUAAGAUUUGGAAUAUGAUGUUUUUUUGCGGAUGAUAUUCAAACAGACUAACCAGACAAGGCGCCAUGGAAAAAGCAUCAGCCUUUCUUUUGUUGGCUUAUUACGUCGUCGUCUCCGUUUCUGCCAUCGAUAGUGAUUAUGCGCAAUGCAAUUGUGACGAAGAAGGGCUUUGGAGCAUACAUAACAUUUUGGAGAGCCAAAGAGUUAGUGACUUCUUUAUUGCCAUAGCAUAUUUUUCAAUCCCCGUUGAACUCCUCUACUUCGUUAGCCGCUCCAACCUACCCUUCAAAUGGGUGUUCCUUCAAUUCAUUGCAUUCAUAGUCCUUUGUGGCUUGACGCAUUUACUUAAUGCAUAUACUUAUUAUGGACCUCACUCCUUCCAGUUGGUGCUCUCCCUCACAAUUGCUAAACUCCUUACAGCUCUGGUCUCUUGUGCAACUGCAAUUACCCUUUUUACUCUGAUUCCUCUUCUUCUCAAAAUCAAGGUGAGGGAGCUCUUUCUGAAGCAGAACGUGUUGGACUUAGACCAGGAGAUUGGAAUGAUCAAAAGACAAAAAGAAGCAAGCUGGCAUGUUCGUAUGCUGACUCGGGAAAUUAGGAAGUCUCUGGAUAAGCAUACAAUCUUGUACACUACACUUGUUGAGCUUUCUAAAUCAUUGGACUUGCAUAACUGCGCUGUUUGGAUGCCAAAGGAGGAUGGACGAGAAAUGGACUUAACCCAUGAGUUGAAAACAAGAAACCCCAAGAUUUAUAACUAUUCUAUUCCCAUAAACGACCCAGAUGUCUUAGAGAUAAGAAAGAGUAAAGGGGUAAGGAUUUUGAGACCUGAAUCAGCACUAGGAGCCGCAAGUAAGGGGGGAUCUGGGGAGUCAGGUGCUGUUGCAGCUAUUCGUAUGCCACUGCUUCAUGUUUCAAAUUUUAAAGGGGGGACGCCUGAGUUGGUUGAUACGUCCUAUGCUAUUCUGGUUUUAGUUCUUCCAAAUUCAAACUCUAGGGCUUGGAGCCACCAGGUGAUGGAGAUAGUGGAGGUAGUUGCUGAUCAGGUCGCUGUAGCCCUGUCUCAUGCAUCUGUUCUUGAAGAGUCUCAGCUUAUGAGACAAAAACUGGCAGAGCAAAACCGAGCCUUGCAACAGGCUAAAAAGAAUGCAAUGAUGGCCAGUCAGGCAAGGAAAUCAUUUCAGAAAGUGAUGAGCCAUGGUAUGCGCAGGCCUAUGCAUUCAAUCCUGGGUUUGCUUUCAAUGUUUCAAGAGGACAAUUUGAGAUCUGAGCAAAAGAUUAUAGUUGACACAAUGAUCAAAGUUGGCCAUGUUCUUUCAAGUUUGAUUAAUGAUGUGAUGGAGAUUUCGGUAAAUGAUAAAGGAAGCUUCCGGUUAGAGAUGAAACCUUUCAAUUUACAUUUGAUGAUGAGAGAAGCUGCUUGUAUUGCUAAGUGUUUAUGUGUACAUAGAGGCUUUGGUUUUAAAAUUGAAGUCCAGAAGUCGUUGCCUGAUCUGGUGAUAGGGGACCAGGCAAGGGCUUUUCAAGUAAUUUUGCAUAUGAUUGACUAUUUAUUGAACAUUUAUGAUGGAGAAAGGACUUUCAUUUUUCAAGUUUAUCUUGAAAAUGAUAACAGCAAUAAGGACGAUAAUUUUUUGGGAAUAUGGAGAUCAGGCGUGCAAAAUGAUUAUGUAUAUAUAAAAUUUGAUUUUCAGAUAACUGGUACAAGCUCACGGUCAGACGAAUCAAUUUCAACAAGACGCUAUGCUGGUGGAAGGCACUACAACAAUGAACCUAAUGAGGACCUAAGCUUCAGCAUGUGCAAAACUUUGGCUCAGAUGAUGCAGGGCAAUAUCUGGUUAUCACCGAACGCUCUAGGUUUGGCGCACAGCAUGACACUUGCUCUCAAGUUUCAGAUAGGGCCAUCUCACGGAAGAGCCAUUUUAGCACCUAAAGAUCCUUUGGACUCUCGGUUCAGAAGCCUGAAGGUUGUGUUAACCGACGAUGAUGAUGUAAACAGGACAGUGACGAAGAAACUUCUUGAGAAGUUGGGUUGUCAAGUAACUGCUGUUUCAUCGGGGUUUGAAUGCCUGGGUGCUAUAAGUGCAUCUGGUGACACAUUCAAAGUCAUCCUUUUGGAUCUGCACAUGCCUGAAAUGGAUGGUUUUGAUGUGGCUAUGAGGAUACGGAAGUUCCACAGCCGCAACUGGCCCUUGAUCAUUGCUCUCACAGCAAGUGCAGAAGAAGAUGUGAUGGACAAAUGCCUGCGGGUUGGAAUGAAUGGAUUAAUUCGAAAACCUAUUCUUCUGCGAGAGAUGGCGGAUGAACUUAGAAGAGUCCUGCAACGCGCAGGCGAAACAUUGUGAGAACUGAUAAGAUUAGGACGAUGCCAAAAAGUUACCAAAGCAUAUAAAACCUAGGCAUUCUGACUAAGGAGAACUGAAUCUAGAGUUCUUUGACAAAUAAAUUUGGGGGGUUCAUUUUGUUAACCGUGCUCUUCAUCGAGCUUCUUUCCGCCAAAUUAUGGGUUAUGGUAUGAGGUCCAAGAAUUCAGCGUACGCCCCUUGUGGUAGCAUGUACUUGAUUUUAUGGUACAGAUAUCUGGGGGUUAAAACGAACUUUAGCAUUUUGGAAUAUAAAUCGUACAGUUAAUUUUACGUUCUAA
This is a messenger RNA of Neltuma alba, 3198 nucleotides long. Its product is annotated as protein EIN4. Gene Ontology annotation, cellular component: endoplasmic reticulum; endoplasmic reticulum membrane. Gene Ontology annotation, biological process: response to ethylene; phosphorelay signal transduction system. Gene Ontology annotation, molecular function: ethylene binding; protein binding; ethylene receptor activity. Lineage: Eukaryota; Viridiplantae; Streptophyta; Magnoliopsida; Fabales; Fabaceae. The record is from RefSeq and is a predicted model, not a curated record. Bases 623 to 2899 code for a protein of 758 amino acids. The transcript has 2 exons.